AUGAAAACGCGACUGUGGAAAAUGCCACUUGAAAUUCUACUUCUACUUGAAACAGUUUGUAUAAAUAGCUAUCAAGUGCGGCACAUAUCGAGGCGAAGCAUUGUCUUACUUAUUGUUCAACGUAGCUCUAAAUUUCCUCAUUCAGGGAAAAUUUUGCAAUAUUUCUAUAUAUAUACUCCAACUUUAUGCGCAAAUGACUGCGAUAAGGAUAAGUUCUAUAUGGAGCUUCAAUUAUUAACAACAUCUCUAUCUAGAUGUGACAUGGUUAUGAUGAGGAGAGACUGGAAUGCGCGCAUAGGUCAUGAUACCGUCACAAUAAAUUCGGUGAUUGGCAAAUGUGGCAAUGGAGUACAAUGCGCCAAUGGAAAAUGGAAAAUGGAAAAUGUUUUGCUGAACAGCAUGAACCCUUAUCGACUAUAUAUUGGCCAGGCACCGCUGGAAGAGUUUUGUCGUUCUUAUCGGGACACUGAAAUUGGUAACUGUCAUGGAUCAAAUCAUGUUAUGGUUCGAACCAAGAUUUAUAUAAAAUUGACAAGUCGUAAGAAAUCGAAAAUCGUAAAAGACGUAUCCUAA
Molecule: messenger RNA, 573 nt
Organism: Dracunculus medinensis (Guinea worm)
Lineage: Eukaryota; Metazoa; Nematoda; Chromadorea; Rhabditida; Dracunculidae
Source: the annotation of a GenBank genome assembly